CGCCACCGUAAUCAUCAUGACUACGACGUUAGCGAAGAUCGCCGAAAUAGAGGCUGAGAUGGCCCGCACACAGAAGAACAAGGCCACAGCCCACCAUCUGGGGCUACUGAAGGCUCGCCUGGCCAAGCUGCGUCGAGAGCUCAUCACCCCAAAAGGAGGUGGAGGGGGUGGUCCAGGAGAAGGUUUUGAUGUUGCGAAGACUGGCGAUGCUCGCAUAGGAUUUGUUGGCUUCCCAUCAGUGGGCAAAUCUACUUUGCUGAGCAACCUUGCCGGAGUGUACUCAGAAGUGGCAGCCUAUGAGUUCACAACACUGACAACUGUGCCUGGAGUAAUUAGAUACAAAGGAGCAAAAAUACAGCUUCUUGACCUUCCUGGAAUUAUUGAGGGUGCCAAAGACGGGAAGGGCAGAGGUCGCCAGGUCAUUGCAGUUGCUCGAACCUGCAACCUUAUUCUGAUAGUUCUGGAUGUUCUGAAGCCUCUGGGUCAUAAGAAGAUCAUUGAGAAUGAGUUGGAGGGCUUUGGAAUACGGUUGAAUAGCAAACCUCCCAAUAUCGGCUUUAAGAAAAAGGAUAAAGGAGGCAUCAACCUCACAGCCACUUGCCCGCAGAGUGAGUUGGACACCGAAACAGUGAAGAGCAUCUUAGCGGAGUAUAAAAUUCAUAAUGCAGACGUCACACUACGCAGUGAUGUUACUGCCGAUGACCUCAUUGAUGUGGUUGAAGGAAACAGAGUCUACAUUCCUUGCAUUUAUGUGUUGAACAAAAUCGACCAGAUCUCCAUUGAGGAGCUAGACAUAAUUUACAAGGUGAAUCAUUGUGUUCCAAUCUCUGCUCACCACCGGUGGAACUUUGAUGACCUGUUGGAGAAAAUCUGGGACUACCUGAAACUUGUACGAAUUUACACAAAGCCUAAAGGACAGCUCCCAGAUUAUACAUCUCCAGUGGUGUUGCCAGACUCCAGGACCACUGUAGAGGAUUUCUGCAUGAAGAUUCACAAAAACCUUAUCAAAGAGUUUAAAUAUGCACUUGUGUGGGGCUCAUCUGUCAAACACAAUCCACAAAAAGUUGGCAAAGAUCAUACGAUGGAGGAUGAAGAUGUCAUUCAGAUUGUGAAGAAAUAAAACUGUCUUCUGGCCAUUCGUCCUUGAUGACCUUUCAGAAAGAAGGCUGAUUGUCAAGCGUUAUGUACAGGAGUGUGCUCCUGCCUGAACUGUACUAUGCAGUCUAGGUGUGUUACAUUUAGACCUGAUUAAAGU
Messenger RNA from Euleptes europaea (tarantolino), 1255 nucleotides. RefSeq names its product developmentally regulated GTP binding protein 1 (gene DRG1). Gene Ontology annotation, biological process: cytoplasmic translation. The transcript is spliced from 9 exons. Gene Ontology annotation, cellular component: cytoplasm. Gene Ontology annotation, molecular function: GTP binding; GTPase activity. The record is from RefSeq and is a predicted model, not a curated record. Bases 17 to 1120 code for a protein of 367 amino acids. NCBI's taxonomy places the organism in Eukaryota, Metazoa, Chordata, Lepidosauria, Squamata, Sphaerodactylidae.